AAGGACUUGCCUGACUGUCUUUGAAAUCAAUUUCCAGCGUCAGAGUCAGACGGAGGGCAGCUGCAGAAGGUACUGGAACAGUGAAGCAUAUCUGGACAUUUUACAUCAAGACUUACUUGUGAAGGAACAAUGACUUUUCUGCCUACAAGUGUCCAACUUAACUUCAGCACUGUGGCUACAUAUGGAGGCCAAAACAACACAAAUGGCACUAACUGCUCUCAAAUAGAAUCUGAAGAAUGGAUUAUCACUGUGGUGCCGGUGUAUAUCCUGCUCCUCACUGCACUGGGAAUUGUGUGUAACAUGUUUGUCCUAAUGGUUUUCUGCCUCCACAAGAAGCCCUGCACCGUGCCUGAGAUCUACCUGAGUAACUUGGCUGCCGCCGACCUUGUCCUAUUGGCUUGUUUGCCCUUCUGGGCUGUUAACAUAUCAAACAGGUUCAAUUGGCUUUUUGGCCAUUUCCUUUGCAAAGUUGUCAAUCUUGGCAUUUCAAUGAACACCUAUUGCAGCAUCUACUUCCUUGUUCUGGUUAGCGUAGAUCGCUAUAUAGCCCUGGUGCAUCCUCUGUCCCAUAACAGAAUGCGUAGGACAAAAUAUGCUAAACUGGGCUGUGUGGUGGUUUGGGGUUUGGGCUUGCUCCUGAGUAUCCCAAAGUUCAUCUUCAGAGUAGUGGAGCCUCGCUGUAAUCAGACUUUAUGCUACAAUAAGUACCCAGAAGGCACACAUUUGCCGUUUGAUGUGAUGCUGACUGUGUUUGGCUUCAUCAUCCCCAUUUUCUUUAUUUCCUAUUGCACUGCCAAGAUUAUUCACACUCUGAAUAACCGUUUAAGCAAGGGGUUAAAUAGCCACAAUACGGAGCACAAGUCCACCACUCUGGUCCUGGCGGUGCUGUUGGCUUUCCUGAUCUGCUGGGUGCCAUUCCAUGUGGUUACGAUAGCAGAAGCUCUCACAAGAGCUAAACUCCUGAAAGCAGACUUAAAUGUCUUAGACACCAGCAUCCAUAUCUGUAUCUACUUAGCUUUCUUUAACAGUGUUCUGAACCCUAUCCUCUACGUCAUUGUCGGAAAGAAUUUUCGGAGAAAGGUUAAGGAACUCUUCAAGAAGCGGAGCAGAGGAGCGACUUUCAACAACACCUCUGUGCAAUCAUACCUGACAAGAAGUGUUAAAUCUGUGAAUGUCACAAGCUAAUCUGUAAGAAUUUUUCUGGAAGACGUAUUGCAAUUGCAUGCAAGCAUGAAUAGACCCUCAGGUUUUUGUACUUUAAUAUCUGUAAAUAUGUAAUAUACAUGUAUACCACAUCCUGUGGAUGAAUUGACAAAAUGCAGCCAAUAUGCUCUCAUGCUAGUAUUUCCAGAUAAAUGUAUCAAACAACUUUACUAAAAGCCCACAGAAUACAGGAAACGACAUCUACUCUGUUAUCUCUCUAGACUGUCCCACCCUCAUUUUCAAGACUUCCUACACCCACAAUGCUACAUAAUUAAAUAGUAACCACCAAAUUGUGUUUUAUAUUGCAAAACUAAUGGACACAGAAUAAGAUAAUGGAAGUAAUAUAAAGAAAAAAUGGAAACAGAUUUAGUGACCGCAAGGCUUUACAGUGGAAAUUUGACACUUACUAAGAUGUGAAUGUCUUGAUCUGUGUCUCUGUACUUUAACGUGGUGUUACUGUAACUGUCUUGUGAUAUUUUAAUGCAAAUUACAAUCUGCUGUCUACAGACUCCAUCCCUA
Molecule: messenger RNA, 1722 nt
Organism: Scatophagus argus
Lineage: Eukaryota; Metazoa; Chordata; Actinopteri; Scatophagidae
Product: B2 bradykinin receptor-like
Exons: 2
Coding region: 130-1185 (351 amino acids)
Biological process (GO): immune response; G protein-coupled receptor signaling pathway; neutrophil chemotaxis
Cellular component (GO): membrane
Molecular function (GO): bradykinin receptor activity
Source: RefSeq, a predicted model, not a curated record